Molecule: messenger RNA, 1556 nt
Organism: Plectropomus leopardus (leopard coralgrouper)
Lineage: Eukaryota; Metazoa; Chordata; Actinopteri; Perciformes; Serranidae
Gene: senp8
Product: SUMO peptidase family member, NEDD8 specific
Biological process (GO): protein deneddylation; proteolysis
Molecular function (GO): cysteine-type peptidase activity; deNEDDylase activity
Source: RefSeq, a predicted model, not a curated record
CCGUGAGUGGGGCGAAGGAACCGGAAGUAGGCACAAAAUAAGACGGCAGCGGUUUACACCAUGACACCACACUUUUUAAAAUGAUAACAAACCAAAUAUGAGCGAGUACUUUGUUUUUGUUAAAUAUUGUCAUGACGGGACCUGCGUUUAUCUUCACAUAGGCGGCUAUCCUUCUGGUUUUAUAACUGUUAAAGACUGACACUCUGUUGGAGGAUGGACCCUGUAGUGCUGAGCUACCAGGACAGCCUGUUGCGGCGCUCUGAUGUGUCCUUACUGGAGGGACCUUACUGGCUCAAUGACCAAGUCAUUGGUUUUGCCUUCGAGUACUUUGCUGCCGAGCGCUUCAGAGUCCUGGGGGACACCAUCACCUUCAUCAGUCCGGAGGUCACCCAGUUCAUCAAGUGUGCUUCCUGCCCUGAUGAGUUAGCCCUGUUUCUGGAGCCACUGGAUCUCGCCUCUCGACACUGGGUCUUCUUAGCCGUCAACGACAACUCCAACCAGACUGCCGGUGGGUCCCACUGGAGCCUCUUGGUCUACCAUCACAACUCCAACCACUUUGCACACUAUGACUCUCAAAACGGCAGCAAUUCUCUUCACGCACGGCGCAUCGCCAGCAAGUUAGAGCCCUUCUUGGGCGCAGGGAGGAAAGCGCUGUUCGUGGAGGAGCCCUGCCCGUCACAGCAGAACAGCUACGACUGCGGCAUGUAUGUUAUCUGUAUCGCCGAGGCCUUGUGCGAGAAGGCCAGGGUGGAGGGCUCACCGCGUCUUCCAGUGCAAAUCAUCACCCCAGCCUACAUCACCCAGAAGAGGGCUGAGUGGUGCAGACUGAUCCAGAGUCUAUCUCAGAAUGACCUCUGCUGCUCGCUGUCUUUUCCUUAGCACGUUGAUUGCCCGACACUAUAUGCAGAACAGCUGUCAGCCCCUACAUAUCUACUGCUGGAGCACCUGAAUGCACUCCUUCAAUACAGUAUUUAACUAUAUAUGACGUUAAUUUCUAUUACUAUCAUACUCCACAACAGAAAAAAAGUCAAAAAUAAACGCAAUGUUACGAAUGAUUGAUGGAACACGUGGUGUCAUGUUUAUGCCUUGUAUCUGCACAGCAACAUACAAUAUGUAAACCUGAACACCAGCAUGCCGACAGAGGAGUUUACUCCCAUGUACAUAUGUAGUGAGGAUGAAGAAUAUGUCAUGUCAAAGAGGAGGCACGGACGUUUCUUUUCUCCAUUGUAUGAGUUUGGGGCGAAUGUAGAAAUGUUUACACAGAUUAUUGCUCAGGGUCAUUUUAAAUGAACUAGAAUUGACGAUAAGAAUGUGAAUCUUAACUUUGGCUCCUACUUUAUGUUACAUGUUCAUUCUGUUUCUCACAACUACAAACUUUUUGAAAGAAAACUGCUGUAUGAGGGUAAGAUGUGCAGUGUGUGCUGUUACUGUUUACGGGACAAAGGGCAGAGUCGAGUGGUGGAAUGUAUGAUAUGAUCUCACUAAAAGUAAGUAUCAAACUUAGUGUCUGUUGAUCUAAUAAAUUUUGUUGUCACAUUUUUGCUGACAAAAUGGUA